Messenger RNA from Maniola jurtina (meadow brown), 1385 nucleotides. Its product is annotated as U2 small nuclear ribonucleoprotein auxiliary factor 35 kDa subunit-related protein 2. Gene Ontology annotation, molecular function: metal ion binding; pre-mRNA 3'-splice site binding. Gene Ontology annotation, cellular component: U2AF complex; spliceosomal complex. Bases 154 to 1356 code for a protein of 400 amino acids. Gene Ontology annotation, biological process: mRNA splicing, via spliceosome. The transcript is spliced from 8 exons. Lineage: Eukaryota; Metazoa; Arthropoda; Insecta; Lepidoptera; Nymphalidae. The record is from RefSeq and is a predicted model, not a curated record.
AGUGAUUACAAUUACAUACUCUUUGAUGGUCACUUUUGGUAUGGUACUGUGGUAUGGUAUCCCAGUGCAGAGAUUCAUGCGAUUCGCGAUUUUUGUAGGAACAUGAUAUAAUAGUGAAAUAAUUAAAUUUAAAUGUACAUUUAAAAACAUUAAAUGCUUAUAAUUUGGUGUGUUAUGGGAAAGCAUAAAGAAUGGCGAAAAAUUGUAAAAAGAGAAAGAAGAAGGAGAGUUAGAACUCAGUUGGCAAAAGAAAGAGAAUCUAGUUUCGUCCAUACUGAUGAUGAUCAAGAUUUGCUUGAAGAACAAAAGGCUUUAGAAUUGCAUGAAAGAAAAGAAAUAGAAAAACAGAAUAAUAUUGAAAAUGAAAAAUGGUUGCAAGCUGAAGUCAUAGCAAUGGAGCAGUGGAACAAACUUCAAAUGAAAAGAGAGAUUUUACGACAGAAGCAGAUUGAACAGCAGACCAAACUUAAACUUGAAUGGGAAAUGGAGAAACAAAGACGAGAAAAAGAAAAGGAAAGAUUAAAGAGGAUUGAAGAAGAAAAUAGGCAAAGACAAGAAACUUUUAUGUUCAAUCUGGAAAAGUUCUUAAGUGGAGAUACAACAAAGUUGCCUGAAGAAUUGGCAGUUUUAUAUGAAACAAGACCUGACUGUGAUGUAUGCCCAUUUUUCAUGAAAACUGCCUGCUGCCGUUUUGGGGAUGAAUGUUCUAGGAAUCACAAGUACCCAGGCAUAAGUAGAAUUCUUCUUGCUCCAAAUAUGUUUGGCCACUUCGGGUUAGAGAAUGCCAACUAUAAUGAAUAUGAUACUGAUAUUAUGUUGGAAUAUGAAGACAGUGAUACAUAUAAAGACUUCAAAAACUUUUUCUAUGACAUACUGCCAGAGUUUCAAAAAUUUGGUAAAGUUGUGCAGUUAAAGGUAUGCAAUAACUUUGAAAAGCACCUCCGUGGGAACACAUACAUAGAAUAUGCAGAUAUACACAGUGCAGUGUUGGCGUAUAGAGCCCUGCAUACGAGGUGGUAUGGUGGCAAGCAGCUUUCAUUGCAAUUCUGUCAGAUUAUAUCAUGGAGUAAUGCUAUCUGUGGACUGCAGUCUCGUAAACGGUGUCCAAAGGGCCGUACUUGCAACUUUCUACAUGUGUUCAGAAAUCCUAUGAGGCUAUCAUUUGAUGAAAAUCGGCAUUCUGAGAGACAAGAGCGAGCCUCACGAUCUUGGCGGUGGUCAGAAUCGCCAGAAAGGACUUCGCCAAAACGCUCGUCACCGAAGCGCACAGACAAAGAUAGUGAACGUCGCCACAGGCAUAGGGACAGAAGACAUAAUCAUUCACAUCGUUCACAAUCGCAUCGAGAAAGAUAUUGAAUAUAGGCUACAUAUUUACUUUAUCAUAA